AUGAUGAUAUUUUUUAUAACUUGCUUAUUUAUUACUGUAAAUGGCCAGUGCCCACUUGUUUGUUCCUGCGAUGAUCAUGAUAAAACGGCGAAUUGUGGCAAUCAAGAAUUAGAUGCAGUACCAGAAAAUCUCCCAUGGUUCGUACAAGAUCUGACUCUAUCCGAAAAUCAGCUAACGCGAAUUCCGAAAAAUGCCUUUCCCUCAAAAAAUAAUCUUCUCAUGGUCAACUUCCGAAACAACCAGCUAGUAGAUAUCGCUGACGGGGCAUUUGCGGACCAGAAGAAGUUAAAGACAUUGACGUUUUCAAACAAUCAGCUGACCAGAGUCCCAACAAACGGAAUUUCUAGCGCCAAGCAACUAAAAGAGCUUUUCCUCGACCACAACAAAAUCCAAAUGAUUCGUCAAAAAGCGCUUUAUGAAAAUUCACAGCUAGAAUGGCUCCAUCUUGCGCAUAAUAAUAUUUCGAUGAUUGCUGGCGACGCAUUUUCGGGCCUCAAUCAGCUUCGAUUCUUGAAUUUGGAAGGGAAUCAGAUCAAGGCGAUCGGGGCUCGUGUUCUUGCCCAUCUUUCUAGCUGUGUGAUUCUCGAUCUAUCCUCCAACUUGAUCAAGCUCAUCCACGAAGACGCCUUCAAGCCUCUCUCCGCCGCGAACACGCUCAAACUCGACUCAAACAAGCUCACCGACAAUUCCUUUCCAAGCAACGUCUUCGAGCGAUCCUCGAAGCUCGAAGUUUUGACGCUCACGAACAACUCCCUGGCGAUGAUUCCGCCGCCAGAAGUACUGAAUGGACUCAAGAGCCUUUCGACGCUGAGUUUGUCGGCAAAUCAGAUUGUUUUGGUGAAGACAAAAGGGAUGACCUCGAUUUCGACUUUGAGGAGAUUGCAUUUGGAUGAAAACAGAAUAACGAUCCUAGAGCCAGAAUCAUUCGAUGGCCUAAAAAACCUAAAAGAACUCGACCUGAGCAACAACAAAAUCAAGUCGAUCAACAAUCACCGUUUUGACGAUCUCGUCGAUCUCGAAAAACUCGAUCUCGCUAAAAACACUAUCUCAAGCGUCGAAUCAGCUUCUUUCACAAAACUGCACAACUUGAAAGAGCUAGAUUUCUCGAAAAAUAAAAUUGAAGAACUUGAUCCGGAAAUUUUUCUCUACAACAAGAAGCUUCAUCAGCUCAGUUUGAACAACAAUCAUCUCAAAAUCCCUCACGUAAACUGGGUCAAAAACUCCGACCAUCUGAGCGUCCAACUCGACAAGAAUCCCUGGACUUGCGGUUGUCACAUGGUUGUUUUUUUGAACUCUUUUCUUGAUGGUCGUCAUUCCGCGACUACCGUCCUGAAUCAAAUAAUCUGCGAUGAGCCGGAAGAGCUAAAGGGUCACCCUGUCAAUGACAUUGACGAGGGACACAUGCAUUGCUGGCAAGAAGUCGAUCUUCUAUGGGACGCAGCCGUUUUUAUUUGGUUCCUGACCCUGAUUUAUAUUAUGCGAAAAUGGAGGAUUCUUCAACUUUGUUGCUGCUGCUUCGCUCGGAGGUCAAAAACGACUUGA
This is a messenger RNA of Oikopleura dioica, 1542 nucleotides long. Lineage: Eukaryota; Metazoa; Chordata; Appendicularia; Copelata; Oikopleuridae. The record is from the annotation of a GenBank genome assembly.